GUCUGUGUGUGAGUUGUGUGUCUAUGUUGUGUGAGUUGUGUGUGUCCACGUGUCCUUGUUCUCUCAGUGACGUUGACUUGCUGCCCCCAUACAUGGCUCUGUGGCCACCGUCCCUCAGGGUGGAUGCCGCUCUGCAGGCCGGCACUACAUGACAACGGCAGACUCCUUGAGACAGGUAUGAGCCUGCCUGAAGCUCACACCAGCUCCACAGGGGAGACGGUUGUUUAUUCCAUUUUGCAGAUGAGGAAACUGAGGCACAAUGAGGUUAAAUGACUUGCCCAGGCCACACUGGUCAGAGACACCCGAGGCUCAUCCUAAGCAUCCCGGUGGCUGCUGCAACACCGCCACCUGGCCUGGCCAAAGGGCAGAGCGGCUUGGGGAAAUCCACCUUAAUCAACACCCUCUUCAAAUCCAAAAUCAGCCGGAAGUCAGUACAGCCCACCUCAGAGGAGCGCAUCCCCAAGACCAUCGAGAUCAAGUCCAUCACACAUGACAUUGAGGAGAAAGGCGUCCGGAUGAAGCUGACGGUGAUCGACACGCCAGGAUUCGGGGACCACAUCAACAAUGAGAACUGCUGGCAGCCCAUCAUGAAGUUCAUCAACGACCAGUACGAGAAGUACCUGCAGGAGGAGGUCAACAUCAACCGGAAGAAGCGCAUCCCAGACACCCGCGUCCACUGCUGCCUCUAUUUCAUCCCUGCCACCGGCCACUCGCUCAGGCCCCUGGACAUCGAGUUCAUGAAGCGGCUGAGCAAAGUGGUCAACAUUGUCCCGGUCAUCGCCAAGGCCGACACGCUGACCCUAGAGGAAAGGGUCUACUUCAAACAGCGGAUCACCGCAGACCUGCUGUCCAAUGGCAUCGACGUGUACCCCCAGAAGGAGUUUGACGAGGACUCGGAGGACCGGCUGGUGAACGAAAAGUUCCGGGAGAUGAUCCCGUUUGCUGUGGUGGGCAGUGACCACGAGUACCAAGUCAAUGGCAAGAGAAUCCUCGGGAGGAAGACCAAAUGGGGCACCAUCGAAGGUACUCGCCCACCCUGCGCCUGGGGCUGCAGAUAGAGCAGGGAAACAAAGUCGCUCCCAUGCCCCAGAGCUUGCGGCUGUGGCCCAGCCAGCUCUUGGCACCUCAGCUGCUGCAGGUCCGCACCCACCAGGAGGGGUCUCCCUGUUCCCACUCGACUAACGGGAACAGGAGAGGGGUGGUUGGUUGGUCCCAGGCCCACGCUAUUAACUGAUGGAGCUGUGUCUCUGCCCUGAUCUCCCAUGGGGGUGGCAGGGACUGUCCAGGAGGCAGGAGCCAGGAUGGAGCCACUGAGUUCUGGGUUCUGGUGCCAUUUCACGGGCACCUGUGUGACUCUGGACAAACUGCCCAACCUCUCUGGGCCUAGAAAAGGGCUGGGCUCUAGUUCUGUCUGGCUCUGAAAACCACGCAGGCCUGCAGACCUCCCCCUGCAGAAGUUCUCAGGGCCCCCACACCUUAGUGUCCUGUGGCUGCCAUAACAAAACAGCACAAACCCGGGGCUUCCAACAACACAUUUAUUCUCACCGUUCUGGAGGCCAAAAGUCCAAAAUCAAACUGUCAGCAGGGUGGUUUCCUUCUGGAGCCUGUGGGGGAGAGUCUGUUCCAGGCCUCUCUCCUCCC
Messenger RNA from Galeopterus variegatus (Sunda flying lemur), 1641 nucleotides. Its product is annotated as septin-9-like. The record is from RefSeq and is a predicted model, not a curated record. The transcript has 7 exons. The coding region runs from base 270 to 1058 and encodes 262 amino acids. Gene Ontology annotation, cellular component: septin ring; microtubule cytoskeleton; septin complex. NCBI's taxonomy places the organism in Eukaryota, Metazoa, Chordata, Mammalia, Dermoptera, Cynocephalidae. Gene Ontology annotation, molecular function: GTP binding; molecular adaptor activity; GTPase activity. Gene Ontology annotation, biological process: cytoskeleton-dependent cytokinesis.